AUGAUGUGUUCCAUGUGGAUUUUCUGCCUGGUCCUGAGCGUGGCGGGCACAGUGUGGACUGCAGAGACCAAUGAAGGUGAAUUUUUAGCUGCUGGAGGAGGUGUGCGUGGCCCCAGAAUUACCGAAAGACAGCAAUCUGCCUGCAAAGAGACAGACUGGCCCUUCUGUGCUGAUGAAGACUGGAUCCAAAAAUGCCCUUCCGGCUGUAGGAUGAAAGGGUUGAUUGAUGAAGUCAAUCAAGAUUUUACAAACAGAAUAAAUAAGCUCAAAAAUGCAUUCUUUGAUUAUCAGAAGAACAAUAAGGACUCUAGUUCACUCACCAGGAAUAUAAUGGAACUUUUGAGAGGGGAUUUUGCUAGCUCUAACCACAAUGAUAAUACAUACAAUCAAGUGUCAGAAGAUCUGAGAAGCAGACUUGAGACCCUGAAUCGCAAAGUCACAGAACAUGUACAGCUUAUCCAACUUCUGCAGAAAAAUGUCAAGGAUCAGCUGGUAGAAAUGAAGCGACUGGAGGUGGACAUUGAUAUUAAGAUCCGAUCUUGCCAAGGGUCAUGCAGCAGGGCUGUAGCACGUGUGAUAGAUCUGCAGGACUACGAGGAUCAGCAGAAGCAAGUUGAACAUCUCAUUGCCAAAGACCUACUUCCGCCUAAAUAUAGACAAAGCCUACCACUGUUAAAGAUGAACCCAUCUUUAGAUUUGGUUCCCAGAGAGUCCAAGAUCCAGCUUCAGGCAGCCCCUCCAGAGUUUAAGGCACUCAUGGAAAUGCGGCAGAUGCAAAUGACCUUAGAGAGGUCUGGGACAGAUAAGAAUCCCCGAGGAGACUCUGCCUAUCGUGGAACAGGAUCAACACCUGAAAGCCCCAGAAAACCUGUACCUGGUAGUGGGAAUCCGAGACCUGGGAGCUCUGGACAUGGUGGUGCUGGUACUUUGAACCAUGGAAGUUUUCGGCCUGAAAGGCCAGAUGGCACAGGGCAUGGCAACACCAGGCCUGCCAACCCAGACUGGGGCACAUUUACAGAAACUUCAGAAAGUGUAAGUCCAGGGACAAAUAAAGAGUACCAUCACACAAGAGAACUGGGCACUUCCGAAGGAGGUAAAGAGCUUCUCAUUGGUGGAGAGAAGGCUACCUCGGGUGGCCUAAUCACCAGGCGCAGUUCAUGCUCUAAAACCGUUACUAAGACCACCAUCGGUGCUGAUGGCCGCAAGCAAGUGACGAAAGAAGUGGUCACCUCUGAGGAUGGUUCUGACUGUGGGGACACAACUGGUGUAGACUCGUUCCAUACAACUAGGGAUAGCUUUGACGAAUUCCGUCGUAGGCACCCUGAAGAAGCUGCUUUCUUUGAGACUGACUCAACUGGGAGAAUAAUCCCAAGUUUGUUGUCACCUGGGUUAACAGAGUUUGAGACCCACUCUCUGGGCUCAGCAUCUGACAUUUUCAGAGACUUAGAGGAAACCAGCUCUCACCUCCACGUCAGCGGAACUCAUUCCACCAAGAAAGGCCGAUCUAGACCUCGCAAAGCCAGAGGUAUCCGCCCUUUUUAG
Messenger RNA from Pipistrellus nathusii (Nathusius's pipistrelle), 1542 nucleotides. The record is from the annotation of a GenBank genome assembly. Lineage: Eukaryota; Metazoa; Chordata; Mammalia; Chiroptera; Vespertilionidae.